Messenger RNA from Stegodyphus dumicola, 740 nucleotides. RefSeq names its product microtubule-associated Nat9 (gene Mnat9). Lineage: Eukaryota; Metazoa; Arthropoda; Arachnida; Araneae; Eresidae. The record is from RefSeq and is a predicted model, not a curated record. Gene Ontology annotation, molecular function: N-acetyltransferase activity.
GCAAAACAAGGCAUUUAUUAUUUCAAAUCACUGAUGGUGUGAAGUCUUUAUGUUUCGUGUUUCAAAUACAUAUAUUGCAUGAUGAAAAUUAAUGCGAAUACCUGCAUAGUAGGUUCUAAAGUCAUUUUGGUUCCAUAUAAGGAAGAGCACGUAGAAAAAUAUCAUUCAUGGAUGCAAAAUGAAGAACUUCUGGAAUUAACAGCAUCAGAGCCUCUAACAUUAGAAGAAGAGUACUUAAUGCAAAAAUCUUGGUUUGAAGAUAGUGAUAAAUGUACCUUCAUAGUUUUGGAUAAAGACAUUUUAGAAAAUACUGGCAAUGAAACUGAUUCCAUGAUUGGAGACGUAAACUUGUAUUUCAAUGAUCAAGAAGAUCCUAGAGCUGCUGAAAUUGAAGUGAUGAUAGCUGAUCCUAUUCAUCGAUCCAAAGGUAAAGGUAAAGAAGCAUUACUUUUCAUGUUACGUUAUGGAGUUGACACACUGAAAGUUACAAAAUUUGUGGCAAAAAUAAAAAUGAAAAAUGAAAGAAGUUUGAAGUUGUUCAUUAGCAUAGGUUUUACUGAGGUACUCUGUGGUAAUAAACUGAAAAAGAAUGACAGAAGUGAUAUUUUUCAAGAAAUAGAACUGAUAUGCAAUGUUACAGAAGGCUGGGAAAAAAAGCUGAUGUCAAAAACUUUUGACUAUGAAAUACAGAACUUAGAAUAUUUAUUUAAAAUUAAAAAGAAAUGAAUUUUUACUUGAAA